CGCCCACCUGGCUGGAGGUAGAUCAUACCAUCGCUUAUACUAACACAACUCCAGCAGUCAGUCGUGUACAAGACUCUGUGGUGGUGGUGUCUGUGUAGUGCCAUCAUGUUACCCUUAACAUACCGGUAUAUUUUCCUUCUUGUGGUUCUGCUCUUUACAGGGUAUGCAAGAGGCGAUGAUACUGUGGAGCAAGAUCUGGGUGCUAGCAUGGAGGGUUCACGCACCGAUGACAAUGUAGUGGCCAGAGAAGAGGAAGCUAUAAAGUUAGAUGGUCUUAAUGUGGCACAAAUCAAGGAAAUGAGAGAGAAGGCAGAAAAGCAUGCAUUUCAGGCAGAAGUGAACCGCAUGAUGAAGUUGAUCAUAAAUUCUCUGUACAGGAAUAAAGAGAUAUUCUUGAGAGAGCUCAUCAGCAAUGCAUCAGAUGCACUGGACAAAAUUCGACUACUUUCCUUGACUGAAAAAGAACAGCUUGAUACGAACUCUGAGCUUGUAAUAAGAAUAAAAGCUGACAAGGACAACCAUAUCCUCCACAUCACUGACACUGGCAUUGGAAUGACCAGAAGUGAUCUUGUCAACAACUUGGGCACAAUUGCUAAAUCAGGCACGUCGGAGUUUUUCUCGAAGCUUCAGGAAUCGGAGAGUGCUGAUCAGGCUAGUGACUUGAUUGGGCAGUUUGGAGUUGGUUUCUACUCGGCUUUCCUCGUUGCUGAUCGUGUAGUUGUAACCAGUAAACACAACACUGACCAACAACAAAUAUGGGAAUCUGAUUCUGCAGCUUUCUCAGUUGUUGAAGACCCCAGAGGGGACACACUGAAGAGAGGUACAACAGUUUCUUUGCAUUUGAAGGAAGAAGCCUAUGACUUUGUUGAGGUAGAUACUGUGAAGAACUUGGUAAAGAAAUAUUCACAGUUCAUAAAUUUUCCUAUCUACUUGUGGGACUCAAAAACUGAAGAGGUUGAAGAGCCUCUUGAUGAAGAUGAGGCAGAACCAGAAGAGGAUAAGGUUGAGGAGGAUGAUGAGGAAGGGAGAGUGGAGGAAGAGAAAGACAAACCAAAGACAAAGAAAGUAUCUAAAACUACAUGGGACUGGACCCUGCUUAAUGAUGCCAAGCCCAUCUGGACAAGGAAGCCUGCAGACAUUGAAGAUUCAGAGUACAAUGAAUUUUACAAGACACUCAGCAAAGAUUCAAAGGACCCUCUGGCAAAGACCCACUUUAUAGCUGAAGGAGAAGUUACCUUCAAGUCACUACUGUUUGUACCAGAAGUUCAACCUUCAGAGUCUUUCAACAAGUAUGGUACACGAACAGAUAACAUAAAGCUUUAUGUUCGAAGAGUGUUCAUUACUGACGAUUUUCAGGAUAUGAUGCCAAAUUACCUGAACUUCAUUAGAGGGGUGGUAGAUUCUGACGACUUGCCUCUGAACGUUUCUCGUGAAAAUCUUCAACAACACAAACUGUUAAAGGUCAUAAAGAAGAAACUGGUACGCAAGACUCUAGAUAUGAUUAAAAAAAUGGAACCAGAAGAAUAUGAAAAAUUCUGGAAAGAAUACUCUACAAACAUAAAGUUGGGAUCAAUUGAAGACUCUGCAAACCGCACUCGUCUAGCCAAAUUACUACGCUUUCUGACUUCAGCCAGCAAGGAUAAGCAGACUUCUCUGUCAAGUUACGUUGAGCGAAUGAAGGAGAAGCAAGAACAUAUAUAUUACAUGGCAGGUGCUUCAAAAGCUGAGGUUGAAAAUUCUCCAUUUGUAGAGCGCCUAAUAAAGAAGGGAUACGAAGUGUUGUUCCUGACAGAAGCUAUUGACGAGUAUGCUAUAAAUGCAAUACCGGAAUUUGAAGGAAAGAAGUUCCAGAAUGUUGCGAAAGAAGGCUUGACAAUUGACGAGGGUGAGGGUGCAAAGGAGCACCUGGAAGAGCUAAAAAAAGCUUUUGAGCCCUUAACAAAAUGGUUAACUGAUGAAGCUCUGAAAGAUGAGGUUUCAAAGGCUAUAAUCUCAGAGCGCCUCUCUGACUCUCCAUGUGCUCUAGUGGCAAGCAUGUUUGGCUGGACAGGAAAUAUGGAGCGGUUGGCUAUAUCUAAUGCUCAUCAGAAGACUCAUGAUACUCAUAGGGAUUAUUAUCUUAGCCAAAAGAAGACGUUAGAGGUAAAUCCCGUCACCCACUGAUUAAGGAACUCUUAAAACGUAUUGAAGAUGAUCCAGCAAUGCUACAGCAAAGAACAUAGCA
Cherax quadricarinatus is the source of this 2224-nucleotide messenger RNA. It is a transcript of the gene Gp93, whose product is annotated as heat shock protein 90 Gp93. Lineage: Eukaryota; Metazoa; Arthropoda; Malacostraca; Decapoda; Parastacidae. Gene Ontology annotation, cellular component: perinuclear region of cytoplasm; endoplasmic reticulum. Gene Ontology annotation, molecular function: ATP binding; ATP hydrolysis activity; ATP-dependent protein folding chaperone. The record is from RefSeq and is a predicted model, not a curated record. Gene Ontology annotation, biological process: protein folding.